Alligator sinensis (Chinese alligator) is the source of this 950-nucleotide messenger RNA. RefSeq names its product zinc finger DHHC-type containing 16 (gene ZDHHC16). Gene Ontology annotation, cellular component: Golgi apparatus. The transcript has 9 exons. Gene Ontology annotation, biological process: protein palmitoylation. The record is from RefSeq and is a predicted model, not a curated record. Gene Ontology annotation, molecular function: palmitoyltransferase activity. The coding region runs from base 116 to 709 and encodes 197 amino acids. Lineage: Eukaryota; Metazoa; Chordata; Crocodylia; Alligatoridae.
CUACCCGCCACAGGCCAAGGGCGACCUCACCGGCGUCUCCAUCUGCCGCAAGUGCAUCGCCCCCAAGCCGGCGCGCACCCACCACUGCAGCAUCUGCAACCGGUGCGUGCUCAAGAUGGACCACCACUGCCCCUGGCUGAACAACUGCGUGGGGCACUACAACCACCGCUACUUCUUCUCCUUCUGCCUCUUCAUGACCAUGGGCUGCAUCUAUUGCAGCAUCAGCGGCUGGGACAUGUUCCGUGAGGCCUACGCGGCCAUCGAGAGAAUGAAACAGCUCGAGAAGGAGCGCCUGCAGGCAGCCGCCAACCAGACCUACUACCAGACACCACCCCCGGCCUUCUCCUUCCGCCAGCGCGCCUUCCACAAGAGCAUCGUCUACCUGUGGGUGCUGUGCAGCUCUGUGGCCCUGGCCCUGGGGGCGCUGACACUGUGGCACGCGGCCCUUAUCACCCGCGGGGAGACCAGCAUCGAGAGACACAUCAACAAGAAGGAGCGGCAGCGGCUGCAGAAGAAGGGCAAAGCGUUCCGGAACCCAUACAGCUUUGGCGCCUGGGACAACUGGCGGGUCUUCCUUGGAGUGGACGUGCCCAGGCACUGGCUCACCCGCGUCCUGCUGCCAUCCACGCACCUGCCCUACAGCACUGGCCUGAGCUGGGACACACCCCCGUGCGUGACGCAGCGGCACACACCCCUGCUGGCCAUCUGACCACCAGUGCAGACCCUCCCCAGCCUCGGUGCCCGGAGCCCUGAGGUCCAAACGCGGAUGUCUGUUCUGCCCCCUCCUGCCCCUCAUGAGCUGCAGGCAGCCCCUGGCAGGGUGCACGGGGCUGCACAGGCCACGGCCCCACCCAGCACCUCUGCUGGAGAGGGGGCCUUGCCUGGCCGCCCCCCUGGGUUUUUUGUGUCAAAUAAAACCAGUUUUUAACCAAUGCGGCCGCCUCCUCGCU